Mycosarcoma maydis (corn smut) is the source of this 1986-nucleotide messenger RNA. Its product is annotated as putative dynamin-like GTPase VPS1. Gene Ontology annotation, cellular component: peroxisome; microtubule; cytoplasm. Gene Ontology annotation, molecular function: microtubule binding; GTP binding; GTPase activity. The transcript has 2 exons. Bases 1 to 1986 code for a protein of 661 amino acids. The record is from RefSeq and is a predicted model, not a curated record. NCBI's taxonomy places the organism in Eukaryota, Fungi, Basidiomycota, Ustilaginomycetes, Ustilaginales. Gene Ontology annotation, biological process: peroxisome organization.
AUGGCGAUGGACCAGUCGCUCAUCAAGCUUGUCAACAAGCUCCAGGAUGCUUUCAACAAUGUCGGCAUUCAGAACCCCAUCGACUUGCCCCAAAUUACAGUGCUUGGUUCUCAGUCCUCGGGCAAGUCAAGUGUGCUUGAAAACAUUGUCGGCCGCGAUUUCCUCCCGCGUGGUACCGGUAUCGUGACCCGUCGUCCUCUCGUCCUCCAGCUCAUCAACCGUCCAGCCACCUCCAAAGCCAACGACGAGGCAGCUCCAGCUGUCUCUUCAAAGGGCGCCAACAACCCGGAUGAAUGGGGAGAAUUUCUCCAUCUCCCUGGGGAAAAGUUCUUUGACUUUGACAAGAUCCGCGAAGAAAUCGUCCGCGACACUGAGCUUAAGACCGGCAGGAAUGCCGGCAUUUCGCCCCAGCCCAUCAACCUCCGCAUCUACAGCCCCAACGUGCUCACACUCACCCUUGUAGAUCUGCCCGGUCUCACGAAGGUGCCCGUCGGAGACCAGCCCAGAGAUAUCGAGCGCCAGAUCCGUGACACGGUGCUCAAGUUCAUCUCGAAACCCAACGCCGUCAUCCUUGCCGUCACUGCUGCCAACACCGAUCUGGCCAACUCGGACGGUCUCAAGCUCGCGCGCGAAGUGGAUCCAGAGGGAACCCGCACGGUCGGUGUGUUGACCAAGGUCGACCUCAUGGACGCCGGCACCGAUGUCGUCGACAUUCUCGCCGGCCGUGUCAUUCCGCUCCGACUCGGCUACGUACCCGUCGUCAACCGUGGCCAGCGCGACAUUGAUCAAAAGAAGCUCGUCAGCGCUGCUCUCACCGCAGAGAAGGAGUUCUUCGAGAACCAUCCCAGCUAUCGCAGCAAGGCUCAGUACUGCGGUACUCCCUUCCUCGCCCGCAAGCUCAACACCAUUCUCAUGCACCACAUUCGCAACACGCUGCCCGACAUCAAGAACAAGAUCGGCUCGCAACUCGCCAAGUUCCAAUCUGAACUUGCCUCUCUGGGUGGUCCCAUGGGCGAAUCCAACUCGGCUGGUGUCGUACUUCAGAUCAUCACCGAGUUUGCCAACGAGUUCCGCACCGUCAUUGACGGCAACUCGAACGACCUCACUGUCAACGAGCUCGCAGGUGGUGCGCGAAUCAGUUUUGUCUUCCACGAGCUCUACAGCAAUGGCGUCAAGGCCAUCGACCCCUUCGACAUGGUCAAAGAUACCGACAUCCGCACCAUCCUGUACAACUCAUCCGGCUCCUCGCCUGCCCUCUUUGUUGGCACUACCGCCUUCGAGGUCAUUGUCAAGCAGCAAAUCAAGCGUCUCGAAGACCCCGCACUCCGCUGCUGCUCGCUCGUGUAUGACGAGCUGGUGCGCAUCCUUGCCCAGCUCCUCGCCAAAAACGCCAGCUUCCGCCGCUUCCCUGCUCUGCGCGAACGCUUCAACACGGUUGUCAUCCACUUUUUCAAAAAGUGCAUGGCCCCCCACCACCAAGCUCGUCUCGAACUUUGUCGCCGCACAAGCGUUUAUCUCACAAAGAAGGUCAACCCGCACGCUGUCAACAACGACAAGGACCUCGAUGUCUCGCUCAAGAACGAUUCGGGCUUCUUUGGCAGCUUCUUCCAGAAGGGCAGUCAGCAGAACACCCAGGCGGUCAAGGCCAAAAAGGCGCUCAUGGAGGCUCCACCGCCGUCACUCAAGGCUUCGGGUCAGUUCAGCCAGCGUGAACAGCUCGAGACUGAAGUAGUCAAGCUGCUCAUUCAGAGCUAUUUCAACGUGGUCAAGGUCGAGACCAUCUCAAUGGUGCCCAAGUGCAUCAUGCUCAACCUCGUCACCCAGUCCAAGGAACAAAUGCAGAAGGAACUUUUGCAGGAGAUCUACAGGCCAGACGUGCUCGAGGAGUUGAUGAAGGAGUCCGAUCACGUCGUGGCGAGGAGGAAGGAGUGUGUCAAGAUGAUCUCGGCACUCGAGACCGCCAGCGAAAUUAUCGCCACUGUAUAG